UUUGCAAGUGGUUUAUGCUUUUUGGUUUACGAAAUCAUGGCGACCAGAACCCAGAAGUUCAAAGCGUUUGUGUCUGAGCCGAUGGGCGAUAAGGACGUUACAGCAGUGGAUGGCAUUAAUGACGAGCUUGGACUAAAAUUAGCUGCAAAGGGUUUUGACAAGGCAUACAUCCUUCUGGGCCAAUUCCUCCUGUUAAAAAAGGACCAUGCGGUUUUCCAAAGGUGGCUGAAAGGGGCGUAUGGAGCCAGUCCGAGCCAGGCUCAGCGGUGCGCCUCUUGUCUAACAGACUGGUGCUACGCUUUCCUCUAG
This is a messenger RNA of Emys orbicularis (European pond turtle), 309 nucleotides long. RefSeq names its product BANF family member 2 (gene BANF2). The record is from RefSeq and is a predicted model, not a curated record. Bases 37 to 309 code for a protein of 90 amino acids. Gene Ontology annotation, molecular function: DNA binding. The transcript is spliced from 3 exons. Lineage: Eukaryota; Metazoa; Chordata; Testudines; Emydidae.